UAUCCAUUUACAUCAUUUAUAUGUGGAAAGAAGGUGACAUUUGCACAGUGGGAUGAGGUAGUAGGUUGUAUAGUUUUAGGGUCACACCCACACUGGGAGAUAACUAUACAGCCUACUGUCUUUCUCAAAGUGAAAACGGAGCUACCAGGUUUCGUCCUACAUUUCCUGGAAUGUAAUAUCAAACUGAUGGCAUUAUGACAGCACGUAUUGACAAGCUGGACUUUUGUGCUUUUGGAUUGUUAAAAAUGUAUAUAAUCUGUACAUAAUGGCAUCAAUUCUGCUGCAUUAUUAUAUCACAGUGCUUGCACAGUGUGAGGUAGUAGAUUGUAUAGUUGCAGGGUAGUGAUUUUAUCCAAAAUAGAAGAUAACUAUACAAUCUAUUGCCUUCCCUGAGAGGCAGAAAUGCACACUCAAUGAACAUCUAAUUAUAUUAGACAAUGUAAUACAGUUGUUGUUUUUGUAACAUUUUGAUUUUGAGUCAAUUAUUUUAAUAGAAGGAAUGUUCUUGAGCCUUUUUUUUGAGCCUUGCAUUUUAUGUGUUUGUUCCAAAUACAAUAAAAGUAUCUUAACAUUUCUCUGAUUUUCUUUGAUAAAUACUCAACAGGCAAAUAAAAACAGAUAUGUAUGUGAUUAAAGAAAUUGACUAAUGGCAGCAGAGGAUUAUCACCUUAGAAAAUAAUUUCAUCCUGGAGAUGGCGCUCUUGUGUUGUCUACAUUAAACACCUAGCUGAAUUUGUCAAGGCCUUUUUAUUGAGCUCCUGAUCAAUGUAUUUUUGUUUAGACAGACUUAUUUGGCUGUGGUGUUUACUGGCCUCUGGUAUUGUAAAUACCCAGACAUUUGGACAAUAUGUAUUACCCUUAUUCUGGGUCAUCAUCGGCCAUCAUAAUGCAUAUAACAGCAAUUCAGCUGGUCCAGCCAUGUAAAAGAAACUCUUUAAUCAGCUUCUCUCCCUUAUCAUUAUUCCAAGUCAUUUUGAACCGCUAUAUCCUUUUGUCCCUAUAGUGAAAACUCGCCAAACUUUGCAUGCACGAAGGGUCUUUGGCUAAUUGACUUUUGGACAAUUAUGGAUGGCUGCAUGGUUGCCUAGCAACAAGAGGUUACAUUUGCAAUUAUUUAAAACGUCGGUCCCGCUACGCCGCUCUAGCUAGAGACUUAAAGUUUUACACAAGUUCCUCUCCUCGUGAGGAACAAUCUGGUGCCAAGGACCAGGGCCGUAGCUAGUGGGGUGAAAGGUGGUAACAAUUCUAGGGGCCCAAAGGUACAUGGGGCCCCACAUAAAAUUCUUAACUGUAUUUUUUAAUAGGAAAGGGGCCCAGAUUACCUUGCUACGGCCCUGCCAAGGACCCAUGAGUCCAGUAUUUGUACACAGCUUUUUAUUGGAUUGCAAAUUAGUUGAGUUAUCGUGGGUCUAGAAAUUAAAACAUAAGAACGUCAGUACAACUCUAUGUUAAAUGUUGACUUAUCCUUUUUACAAACAGUUCAUCCUGUUCCUUUAAGAAAAAGACGUAGCAUGCGAUGAGUGAUUGUUGUACAGUCCAGUCCCAGAUAAUUUCCACAAUCCAAAAGAAGAAGGUGGAAGAAGUUUGCAGGUUUUGAAUGUCAGGGAUGCAAUAAAGAUCGUUCUUGCCAUAUCAGUGGUAAAAGUGUUGUGAUUUAUCCUUCAAGUUUUGUACUCACGAAAGCUAAAUCUAUCAAUUUCUCUGGAAACAUUGGGCAAGUAAUGAACUGGCAGGUGUCAGUGUUGAGUUGCAAUUUUGAGUCUAUUGAUGCAUUUUUCUACAGUGGGAUGUCAAAAAAUAAAGUAAAUCCUGGAAGUUUGCAUUGGGGUUUCCAAUUAUGAACAUAGAAGUCAGUAGGUCCAUUUCAUCAAAUAUUUUCCGAUAGCUAUACCCAGGGCUGUAGCCAGGUAUUCUGGGCCUCCUGACUGCAUAUUGCUCUGGGCUCCUUUCCUAUUAAAAAAUACAGUUUAGAAUUUGUUGUUGGGCCCCCCUGGACCUGAGGGCCCCUAGAAUCGUUACCACCUUUCACCCCACUAGCUACCCCUGGCUAUACCCUCUGCUUGCAGCAAUAUUGAUAUUUCCUUUUAACUGGAAUACAAGGCAGUUAUCUUACCAUUAAAGAGCAUAAACAGUUGGAAAGGUUUUAAAGGCUUUUUAUUUGUCUUUAAAUGAUGCACUGCUUUUGAUCACUGGGUCAGCACGCAUGGUUCUUUGCCAACAUUUUUUUGGAAGGUGGUUAGAUGAGCCCAUAUCUCGCCUCGCAAUUAAGGGCUUGAGGUGGGUGAGGGGGGAAUCUAAAGUCGAACACGUUUUCUUUUCUCAUGGGAGGAGCAAACGGGUGCAGGAAAAUAGAUAAAAACUCUGUUUAAGAAGCUGGAGUAACUGCAAUAUGAUCUUCGCCUAAAUAUCUUGGUUACACAAUUAUCGCUUACUACACUGGAGUUUUCGGUGGUCGUAUCUCAAAUCAGAUUUUUACCUCCCUACAUCCCGUUUGCAUGCUUUUGUUGUUAUGUUGAACGCGUUAAAGCGCGUGUUCACGGCGAGUUUCAUGUAAUUAGUCGGGUUAUCAACCUGUUGGUAAUCCUUCAGGAGCGCACUGAAAUAUACACGGAGUAUUGGAAGACCUAACUUGCUCCAGAACACACCCUGACAGAUUUAACAGAUAAAGGAUCUACUGGGGAAAGAGUGCUGUGAAUGUAAGAUCGGGUAUUUACAGAUUUAAUUAUUUCUCUUGCUCUAGUGAAUCCAGAAGCGUAAAAGUGCUCUAGAAGUGGUACAUAUGCAGAAUAACAUUCACCUCCGCAAAUCCCGAAGGAUAUCAGUUCAGGUGUUCACCUCAAGUUCUCACGGAGUUUUGCAUCCCUCCAAGGACUUGGUUUGCUUGUUGCGAUAAAGCAUCUCGUCCUCCGGUUAUAGGCUACCCAUCAGGAGACUAUUAUAAUUUCACCGUCGAUUUGCAGAUUAAAGGCUGAAUAUGAGUAGGAAAACACGCCGCUGGAUUUUUCACAUUUUCCUCUGCUUGGGGAUUAUAUAUUUGAAGAUUGGCGGCUUUUCCUCCGUGGUUGCGUUGGGAGCCAGUAUUAUCUGUAACAAAAUUCCUGGUUUGGCCCCUCGUCAAAGGACUAUCUGUCAAAGCCGACCUGACGCUAUCAUUGUCAUUGGAGAAGGAGCACAAAUGGGAAUCAAUGAGUGUCAGUUUCAAUUCAAAAAUGGAAGGUGGAACUGCUCAGCCCUCGGGGAGAGAACUGUCUUUGGAAAAGAGUUGAAAGUGGGCAGUAAAGAGGCUGCUUUCACCUACGCCAUCGUCGCUGCUGGGGUUGCCCACGCCAUCACAGCAGCCUGCACUCAGGGAACGCUGAGUGGAUGUGGCUGUGACAAGGAGAAGCAGGGCUUUUACAACCAGGAGGAGGGCUGGAAGUGGGGUGGAUGCUCGGCCGAUAUCCGCUACGGCCUGAGCUUCUCAAAGGUGUUUGUAGAUGCACGAGAGAUCAAGCAGAAUGCCAGAACACUCAUGAACCUCCAUAACAAUGAAGUGGGGCGCAAGAUCUUGGAAAAGAACAUGCGGUUAGAGUGUAAAUGUCAUGGUGUUUCUGGGUCCUGCACCACUAAGACUUGCUGGACCACUCUCCCAAAGUUCCGCCAGCUGGGUUACAUCCUCAAAGAGAAGUAUAACCACGCCGUGCAUGUGGAACCGGUCCAAGCCAGUCGGAACAAGAGACCUACCUUCCUGAAGAUUAAAAAACCUUACUCAUACCGGAAGCCCAUGGACACUGAUUUGGUGUACAUCGAGAAGUCACCCAACUAUUGUGAGGCAGAUGCAGUGACGGGAAGCAUGGGAACCCAGGGCAGGAUCUGCAAUAAGACUGCACAGCAGGCCAACGGCUGCGACCUAAUGUGCUGUGGCCGAGGAUAUAACACACACCAGUACUCUCGUGUGUGGCAGUGCAACUGCAAGUUUCUUUGGUGUUGCUACGUCAAAUGCAACACCUGCAGUGAAAGGACAGAAGUGUACACAUGCAAGUGAAAUAUUUAUUGCUGGGGUAUUUAUGCACACCUGACUCGUGUGGUAGAAGGUAUACUAGAGUCACAACAAUGAUGAUGACCCCUGCUAUGGAUUCAAGUUAUUGAGAGGAAAGAGCCAUUUGCACAGGAAAACUUGGGUCUGGCGUGUCUCUAUAACCGUGAGUCUAGAUGGAGUAAUUGCAGGCAAUGCAAGCAGCAUUGCUCAAGAGCUCUGCUUAGGGUGUUGGUACCAGUAGACACCUAUCUGUUCCAGUGCUGAGCAACAGAGCGAAGUAGCCAACAAAGGCUUGAUGAUCUGUUGACCAAGAGAAAGAUGUGGGUUGCACUUGUAGGGUGUUCUGCUCCAUAGGUGGUGAAGAAGGCCUUCUCGAGGAACGUUUGGCAUAAAGAUGUACAUGGACUCAACAAUUACUAUAUUUAACUGUUUAUUUAGAGAAAACAGCUAAUGUUAAUUUAAUAAACUACUGAUUUAUUCUCAUUGUGUUUAAUAGAUUAGAUUUAGUUUUUCUGCUGUUUUGAUAUUGUGUGUAUUGCAUAGAAAUAAACUGUUGAACUUUUACACAUGUACACCAUGUGCUUUAGCUUAGGGAUGAAUCUACAACAAUGCACAGUACAAAAACAACAACAGUGCACUGCACUCAAGGUGUAAUUACUAGUCUCUGAAAGCAGAGUCUCUGCUGUCUUUUUCAUUGUAAGUCUUUGUGCUGCCAUUUUCCCUCUCUACUUCCUAUGUACAAAUACACACUGGAAUUGUGCAUCGUGUUUGAAGGCUAAUUUCUUCCAAAGUGAAUGUACAAGUACUGUUGCUUUUCAGAAUUGGUCCACAAGACCAAUAAAGUGGAAUAGGCCAAUUAAAAUAGAAGUAUUUACAUAGGAUCUAAACUCAGAAGUCUUUAGAACCAUCUGAUUAACCGCUUACAUUUAAACUUCAUGACCUCAGUUGACACAAAGCUUUAUGCUAAUGAGACCCCAGGCUUCCCUCUCUUUGCGCUAAUAUUUGCUCUGUUGGCAGAGAAACAGAAUCAGCGAUUAAUUCACUUUGGAACGGAAUAGCCUACAUACAGGAGAUGCCUCAACCUGCUACUGAUGUCGAAUGUUAAGAUCAGAUUACCAACACUGUUAAUGCUAUACAUACAUUAUAGGUAAUAUAACACUUUUUUGCUGCUAGUUCUGUUCUGCGACAGUAGUUAAUAGUAGUAUUUUGCGCAAUGUGAGCAAAUGUGGCUGUCCAGACAUAUUGUCCCUGUGUUGACAUAUAUUUUGUAAGAGAUUAUUUUUAUAUGAGUAUUUUAUUUAUUUUGUGUAGAGUAAAGUCCAACUACCGAUGUCCUUUAGAUGGAAAGAAGUUAGGGAGAUAAGCUAGAAACAGUGUGGGCGUGAUUGUGUCAUGGUACCAGCUUGAUCAAUUGUGUUUAUUAUGUACACCGUUACUACAUCUCAAUGAUGGUGUAGUAUGCCAAGUACAUAAUGGUGAAUUAUUUUAUAUUUUAAGGUGAUAAAACAAAUGAGUUUUCCAUCAUACAGUAAACAUUUAAACAUAGCAUUUUCAUGACAAAGGUCCUGUGGGAUCAAUAAGGGAAACUAUAGUGGAAUAAUCCUGGGACAAAACUCUCUGCUACUGAGAACAAUGCAUGACUUUUAGAGGGUUUUCACCAAAUAACUGAAUUUGAGCAGUGAGCAAGACUCUUUGUCAAGAGUCUAAAAACAGGAUGGCCUUGAUGUCAUAUUUUACAACAGUCAGUCAUUUCAACAGAUGUUUUACCAAAUUGAUUGUACUACAUGAUUGUGUCCUCAUAAAAAUGUGCAUUGUGUUAAUGACAAUGUUAAUAAAUAUUUCCGUGGCUUGCA
Messenger RNA from Myxocyprinus asiaticus (Chinese sucker), 5871 nucleotides. RefSeq names its product protein Wnt-7a-like. Gene Ontology annotation, biological process: cell fate commitment; multicellular organism development; canonical Wnt signaling pathway. The record is from RefSeq and is a predicted model, not a curated record. Gene Ontology annotation, cellular component: extracellular region. The transcript has 4 exons. Gene Ontology annotation, molecular function: cytokine activity; frizzled binding. NCBI's taxonomy places the organism in Eukaryota, Metazoa, Chordata, Actinopteri, Cypriniformes, Catostomidae. The coding region runs from base 2975 to 4024 and encodes 349 amino acids.